Myotis daubentonii (Daubenton's bat) is the source of this 3971-nucleotide messenger RNA. RefSeq names its product hydroxysteroid dehydrogenase like 1 (gene HSDL1). Gene Ontology annotation, cellular component: mitochondrion. The record is from RefSeq and is a predicted model, not a curated record. Lineage: Eukaryota; Metazoa; Chordata; Mammalia; Chiroptera; Vespertilionidae.
GGCGCGGGUCACGUGGGAGCGCGGCCCGCGGCAGCUGCGGCGGCUGUGACGGGGGCGGAGUUCACGCGGGUCUGGUGGGAGCGGCUCGGAGAUUGCGCCACCUGUGCAGGCUGCCAUGGCUGCCGUUGACAGCUUCUACCUCUUGUAUAGGGAAAUCGCCAGGUCGUGUAAUUGCUAUGUGGAAGCUCUAGCCUUGGUGGGAGCCUGGUAUACAGCCAGAAAAAGCAUCACCGUCAUCUGUGACUUUUACAGCCUGAUCAGGCUGCACUUUGUCCCUCGCCUGGUGAGCAGAGCAGAUCUGAUCAAGCAAUAUGGAAGAUGGGCAGUCGUGAGUGGUGCAACAGAUGGGAUUGGAAGAGCCUACGCAGAAGAGUUAGCAAGCCGUGGCCUCAAUAUUAUCCUGAUUAGUCGGAACCAAGAGAAGUUGCAGAUGGUUGCUAAAGACAUCGCUGAUACCUACAAAGUGGAGACCGAUAUUAUAGUGGCAGAUUUCAGCAACGGCCGUGAGAUCUACGACCCGAUUCGAGAAGCCUUGAAAGACAAAGACAUUGGCAUCUUGGUAAAUAAUGUGGGCGUGUUUUAUCCCUACCCUCAGUAUUUUACUCAGGUCUCCGAGGACAAACUCUGGGACAUCAUAAAUGUAAACAUUGCUGCGGCUAGUUUGAUGGUCCACAUAGUGUUACCAGGGAUGGUGGAGAGAAAGAAAGGCGCUGUUGUCACUAUCUCUUCUGGCUCCUGCUGCAAACCAACUCCCCAGCUGGCUGCCUUUUCUGCUUCAAAGGCUUAUUUAGACCACUUCAGCAGAGCAUUACAGUAUGAAUAUGCUUCUAAAGGAAUCUUUGUGCAGAGUCUAAUCCCAUUCUGCGUGGCUACCCACAUGACUGCCCCUGGCAGUUUUCUGCACAAGUGCCCGUGGUUGGUGCCUUCACCAAAAGUAUACGCACAUCAUGCCGUUUCUACCCUUGGCAUUUCGAAAAGGACCACGGGAUAUUGGUCCCAUUCUAUCCAGUUUCUUUUUGCACAGUACAUGCCUGAAUGGCUCUGGGUGUGGGGAGCAAAUAUUCUCAAUCGUUCUUUACGUAAGGAGGCCUUAUCCUGCAAACCCUGAAACUGGAUGAUGGCUUGGGACGCUUUGCCAAGUCAUGGGAACCUGCAGUAUUCUGACAUUUGGAAGAACACAUUUAAUUUAUCUUCUGUAUUUUCUUUUGUUACUGAUGACUUAGCAUAUUGUUGGCUCAUCAUUUGCAAAGCAAACAUAAUACUUGUAGAGAAUGUUGUGGAAACACUCAAGGGCCAAAUGAAUGGCACAGAGUAAAUAAUGACUGAGGUAUAAGAACUGAUUGAGGAAACUUAAAUUUCAAUGCUUUUUUCCCCUAAAUUGUUCAAAAGUUGUGUGGUUUAUGUUGUUCUAGGAGUUACAGCAAUCUGGUACUGAAAUAUAACAUGAGUUGUGACCUCUUAAAAUUUCAGAGGGUUUUUUUAAGGAAAAUUAUGUCAGUAUGUGAAUUAUAGUAUCGGUUUUCAAAUGUUCAUCAGGAAAGACUAUUUAAAAGUGUUAUUUUAUAAGAUGGCUGGUAUGAUCAGCAGUAGAAAUCUGUGUGUGUUAAUAUUGUGUAGCUCUAGUUGUCUAUCUGUAUAUGAAAAUGCUGCUUUUCAACUGAUAUUUCAUUAGAGAACCAUGUUUAUGGAUGUGUGUAUCUGGGUAACUUUAUGGGUAAGUUACUAAAAAUUUUUUUUUUUUUGUUGAGCUGGUUUAAUGUGGAACCUUACAGGGUAUUAAAGUUCUAGAUUAUUUCUCUUUAUACUAAACAAUCUUACCCAAUUUUGUGCUGUUGGCUUGCCAAGUAUAAUAUUACUUACACCAUCUGUUUUUUUAACCUACCAUGGAAUUAAUUCAUUCCUAGAUUUGGAUGUGUAAUGACUGACUAUCAGUAAUCUGUUGAUUUAUAAUUAUUGUGGAUAAGUAGUGAUUUCUUAGCCUAUGACCCAUUUUAUAACUAAAAUUUAGCCCUAUAGAGCUUGUUAUAUCUGGUUUUCAUACACUUUUCUAUGUAAUAUUAUUUAAUUUCAGUAGCAUUAUUGGUGUAAACAUCAAGUAUUUAUGAAAUUAGUAGUUAAAAUAUGGACAAAUGUGUGUGAUAUGUAUUGUAUCUGUUGAAAUAAGUUAGCUCAUUCUUGGUUCCUGUAAUUACUUUAUGCAUUAUAGUGAAUAGUUUUAUUGGUGUGAAGAUAAUUAUGCAUAGCCCCCCACAGUAUGGGUUAGCAUUGAAAGCUACUGUGAAAUGUUUUUGGUUCAGGUCCUAUAAAGCCAAACAUUUUGAGGACCACAUACGUAGUGCUUGACAGUUGUAAAUCACUGUAUGGAUAUGACAGUGUGUGCAAAGUAAAAUUUUGGAGUUUAAUAUUGGGACACUGAUGCAGAAGCUAGUAAAUUUUUGAAAUCAGGACUUUUAUGGAAUUGUUUCUUGAGAUGAUGUUCCAUUAUGAGUAGGUCUAAGCAUGCUUUCAUGUUAUACUCACAGUUUUGCCAGUGACAUUGCUUCAGUAUCUUCAGAUGUGACUUGGACUUAGUUCAAAAGCUCUUCCACUUAUAGAUCAUGCCUUCAUCACAUAAGAGGAAGACAUUCAGAUGUGAAAACAUACACACUAAUGGCACUACAUAACUAAAGGUAUUGAUGGAGUUAGUUUAGAGCCUUUAUUUGGUUACAUUUGACAUUUUCCCUCACCCAACAAUUAUGGUCAUUAAGACUAGAAAAAAUUUGAUGUCCUGCCGCAUUGACCUGAACUUUGACAUGUAAUAAGCAGCAGCAAUGUAAUGUAAAAAGUACCAUAUUUAUACCUGUGUUAUGUGGUACAGCAACGUCUUAUAUUUGUAGAUUAGGUAUUGAAUCAUUGUUACAUGAUGAGAAUAAAUAAACCAUGUCAGUGAUGUUUUAAAAAUUCUUUGCUUGGCAGGACGUAUGUAAAUAAGCUUAUUGGUGCAAAGUUAGUGAAAGAUCAAAACCAAGAAUCUUCCUUAGGUUUUAUGUUUCAUAAAACAUUUUUUCCCAUAGCUCAUUUUAGAGUAAUAAUUGGACCACUGUAGAUGGGGUUUCUUUUUUUUUCUUCUUUUUUAAAAAAAAUAUUUUUAUUUAUUUCAGAGAGGAAGGGAGAGGGAGAGAUAAAAACAUCAAUGAUGAGAGAGAAUCAUUGAUCAGCUGCCUCCUGCACCCCACACUGGGGGUUGAGCUCACCACCCAGGCAUGUGUCCCGACCAGGAAUUGAAUCAUGACCUCCUGGUUCCUAGGUCAGCACUCUACCACUGAGCCAUACUGGCCGGACCUAGAUGGAUUUUCUUACUAAGAAUGGGGGAAAUAACCUUUGAAACAAUCUGUGAGCUGAAAAUUUAACAAUGAAAGUGGUUGCUUCUUCCUUUGGAAGAGGUUUUACUCCAUAUAUUUGUGAAUGAAUUGUCUGGAAUGAGGGAUACAUUUUUUCCCCAUAGAAACAAUUACUUAAAAAUUGUAAAAACUUAAUUUAUGAACUUAAUUUAUGGAUGCAAUUCAAUAAGAGCAGGUAAUUAGGCAAGGAAAUUGUACAUAUGCAUGUCUUUUGAAAAUAUUAGGUUGGUUUCUUCAUCUCAUUCUUCUGAUAAGGUGAGAUGAAGGUUGGUUUUAAUCACUGACUUUGGCAACAUGGAGAUCGAUUGGUGGGGAUGAAAGGGAGAUUGUAGUGAGUUCAAGAAAGAGUGGGAGGACAGGAAGACAGCAAGGAGAGACAGCUCUAUUGAGGAGUGUUUUUGUUUUGUUUUAACCUCAAGUUACUUAAAAUCUUGUCACAUUUGGGAACCAGAGGGUUUAGGUGGUGUCCUCUGUCUUUGACAUUGCGUGCCCUCCGAAACAAAGACCAGUCUCACCGUGUGUCUGUCUCAGUAUUGGCUGUUAUUCUUUAAAAUAACAUUUAGUUUAAAUAAAGAUUUACCUUCCACGGAA